This is a messenger RNA of Oryza brachyantha (malo sina), 4342 nucleotides long. RefSeq names its product serine/threonine-protein kinase prpf4B-like. The coding region runs from base 61 to 2832 and encodes 923 amino acids. The record is from RefSeq and is a predicted model, not a curated record. The transcript is spliced from 13 exons. Lineage: Eukaryota; Viridiplantae; Streptophyta; Magnoliopsida; Poales; Poaceae. Gene Ontology annotation, molecular function: protein serine/threonine kinase activity; ATP binding. Gene Ontology annotation, biological process: peptidyl-threonine phosphorylation; mRNA cis splicing, via spliceosome; peptidyl-serine phosphorylation.
AUUGACUCGCUCCUCCUCCGACGACGACGAUCCUCCAAACCCUAACCCUAGCUCCGCUCCAUGGCUGAGGAACCCUCUCCCUCCCCCUCCUCCACCAAGCACAACCGCUCGCCCGACUCCGGUGACCCCGCUGACUCCCCUAAGCGUCGCCGGAGGCACCACCGCCACGAAGAUGACGGAGACGACUCUCCGCUAGCCGCCGAGGACGACGUUGAGGAGGGCGAGAUUCUGGACGACGCCAUGGAUGUCGACGCCGCCGCUCCAGAUGCUGCCCCGGAACAUGAACUCUGUGGUAAUCAUGACCAAUUGAACUCAGAUGCUGAUGCAGGAGUGCUGCGUGCUUCUCGCUUGCCUAGUCAUUCAUCCUCAAGGGAUGAAAGGAAGUCAAAUCACACUGCCCAUGAGUCCACAAGUGGAGGCAUCGUUUUUAGCGACGCUGAUGACACCAAAGGGUAUAGAGAAAGUCAAAGGGUGUCAAAAUCACCGCAAUUGACAAGGGGGAAAGAUAGGAAAUACAAAGACGAGCACAAGUCACAUCGUAAAGAUUCACAUUUGAAAGAACACUCUAGAAGAUCUCCUUCAAGGCACACUAGUCAAGAUCAUGCCAGGUAUCACUCAAGGUCUAGAGAUACUGGUGCUGAAGCUAAUGGCUCGCGGGCAAGUACAAGGGAAGAUUCUGACCGUGACAGCAAUGAUCGAAAGAGUAAGCAUGGUAGGCAUGCGACUAGGAGUCGGGAGAAUGAGAGAGAAAGGAGCAGCAGCCAUGUUGUUUGUGAUGAAGUGUAUGGUGAGCGGGAAAUAUAUAAGCACGAAAGAAGGCACAGAGACAACCCAGUUGAUAGAGACAAAAUGGAUUUGCAUGAACUAACUCGCAGGGAUAGAGAAAGGAGCAGCAGUCACAGUAGAUCUGAUCGUAGGGAGAGUGCACAUCACAUUCGUGAUGAAAGCAGGGAAAGCGAAAGGCGGAGUAGUAGUUUGAAGCAUAAAGAUAAUGAUAGAAAGGACAGAAUUAAGGAUCGCUACAAAGAAUCUGACAGGGUUGAAAGUGGGCAUGAUAGGGACAAAAUGAGAGAUGAUAGAGACAGGGCUCGCCACAAGGAUUUGGAAAGUGGAAAGCGGAGAAAUGGUGAAGGAAAGGACAGAGAUAGCAAUAUUGACAAGUACAAGGAUUCGUCACGCUCAAAAUACAACACUUCUGAUGGCCAUAAACACCGCUCAAGAUCCAGGGAGAGAGGUAAAGGUGCUGAACGCAGAGGCCAGAGAUCUGAAGGACUGAAGGAAAACUCUUCCAAGGAGGAAGAUGAAGAAGAGUACCAAGAGAAAAUCGAACAGCAGUUAGCAAUGCAGGAAGAGGAUGACCCUGAAAAAAUUAAGGAGGAAGCAAGGAGGAGGAAAGAAGCUAUUAUGGCAAAAUACAGGCAGCAACAAUUGCAGAAGCAGCAGCUGGAAAUUCUACCGAAAAGUAAUGAUGAAGAAAUGGUGGAAAUGAAUAGAGGUGAUAAUGCAGAUCCCAAAGAUGGUAUUGAUAGCAGAUUUGUAGCUAGUGAGGAAGCUGAAAACAAGCACGAUUCUUCGGAUGCAAUUGUGGGUGAAACAGAUUUCACUGUGGGAAAGUCUCCUGCAAACAGUGAUGGUGUAGGAACUUUAGAUAAUCAGAGAACUACUGGUGUAUCAGGACUUGGAGAGGGCACUCCAAAGAGUGAGAGAUCGGCUGAUAUGUUCUGUGAUGACAUUUUUGGAGAAUCACCUGCUGGUUUCAGAAAAUUGGGCAAGGAUGAUGGUUUGCACAUUGAGAAAAAUGCUCUUCAUGACAACUGGGAUGAUGCUGAGGGGUAUUAUACUUACCGUUUUGGAGAAUUGCUGGAUGGCCGCUAUGAGAUUAUAGCAGCACAUGGAAAGGGAGUGUUUUCAACAGUUGUCCGAGCAAAAGAUCUUAAAGCUGGGAAGGAUGAUCCUGAAGAAGUUGCUAUUAAAAUUAUUCGCAACAAUGAGACAAUGUACAAGGCUGGUAAGCAAGAGGUUUCAAUAUUAGAAAAACUGGCAAGUGCGGAUCGUGAAGACAGGCGCCACUGUGUGCGGUUUAUUUCUAGUUUCAUGUAUAGGAACCAUCUUUGCUUAGUUUUUGAAUCUCUAAAUAUGAAUCUUCGUGAGGUACUAAAGAAAUUUGGUCGCAAUAUUGGACUUAAACUAACUGCUGUGAGGGCAUAUUCAAAGCAGCUUUUCAUCGCCCUGAAGCAUCUGAAAAACUGCAAAGUGCUGCAUUGUGAUAUAAAGCCAGAUAAUAUGCUGGUGAAUGAGGCUAAGAAUGUGCUGAAGUUAUGUGAUUUUGGCAAUGCUAUGUUUGCUGGAAUGAAUGAGGUUACACCUUAUCUUGUGAGCCGUUUCUAUCGGGCACCUGAGAUAAUUCUUGGGUUACCAUAUGACCACCCAUUGGACAUGUGGUCAGUUGGCUGCUGUCUAUAUGAACUUUACACUGGAAAAGUCCUAUUUCCAGGUCCAUCAAAUAAUGACAUGCUUCGGCUUCAUAUGGAACUGAAGGGCCCCUUCCCCAAGAAAAUGCUUCGAAAGGGUGCCUUUACAAUGCAACAUUUUGACCAAGAUCUCAACUUUCAUGCUACCGAGGAGGAUCCCGUGACAAAAAAGGCUGUGACGAGAGUGAUUUUGAACAUUAAGCCAAAGGAUAUUGGUUCUUUGAUUUCAAACUUCCCUGGCGAGGAUCCAAAAAUGCUAUCCAACUUCAAAGAUCUUCUUGAAAAAAUAUUUGUCUUAGAUCCAGAAAAGAGGAUAACCAUAUCACAAGCACUUAGCCAUCCAUUUAUCACUGGCAAGUGAAAAUAAGAUGUUGAUUACUCUUGGCACUGCUAACUUAGCAUCUACCUUGUAAACUACAUUUUGGGUCGCUCUUGUCUAAUCAUUGGCAUUUCUGUCUUGUGUCUUCGGAGCUAUGAGAUCAGAGUAUGUGGGCGAAGCUCGGAAAUUCGGAAGAGAUGGCUGUCUUACAAGCCUUGGUGCAUGCAGUUACAUUUGGAUGUGUUCUGUUGCUUGUAAGACAACUGGCCAGCUGGCAUUUUAUUACAUGAAUCCUGCCAGGGCCUCUGCUGUGUGCACAUUUUAUAUGCUAAAGGGCCAACAUAAGAAGGUACCCUGAUUGAUAUCUGGGUAACUAAAUAGUUGCAUCCAUGAGUGAUACAUUUUCUCUUUUGAAGACAUUAUCUUUUUUGAUCAAGUUGUCAGGAUGAGUCAAUAGAUGACAAUGGGAAUUGAUUUUUUAAAAUAUAGAUGCACAUGAUCUCUCUACAUAUAUACUCCCAUCUUUUAUUAUUAUUAAUAAUACUUUGGGAUGGAUAUGUCUUUUGAUAUUGCAUAGGUCACUGCUAGUUUGUCUUUUGAUAUUUUGUAUGAAUUGAUAAAUUAUGCUUACCUUCUCUUACAUUUGUUAGCUUCACUGAAGUGGUUUUAGGAAUUCUUCUUUUCUUAUGUACUUUUAUGUGGAACAUCAAUUGAAAAUUUUAUUUUGCUUUUAUGUUACUGAGGCCCUGGGAUGGAGAAUAGCUGAUUGCGCUGCUUACACUAGCCCCCUAUGAUGGUAAAUUCUUCAACUCUGUAGGUGCCCCAUUCUUCCUAAUCAUUCUUAUUUUACAGAAAGGAUUUUGAACUACAUCCCUAAUUAAUAUGCAGCUUUACUUGUAUUCCAUAUAUGUACCCAUUGAAUAUGGCUGUAGUUGUAGUAGUUAGGAGGUAGUACAUUUGUUUUAGUGUCCAUCUUGUUCCAUGCACAAGCUGAAAAUAUGCUCUAUAAACAUGGACAUAGUACUUACUGUUAAUGUGAACAUUUUUGUGACCUUCCAUGUGAUUGUAACUCAUUGGUAAACAGCAGUACAGUUUAUGGAAACUUUGGGUGCAUGGGUACAUAAAUUUCCUUUUGUCUAAGAUUAAUAUUUUGAAAUUUACUUGAUUUCUCUUGAUGUUUCUAGGAAACUUGAGUAGGGUGGUAAGCCUUGCAAAUAAGAUCUGGUAUGAGUAAAGUCAUCCACCUAGUAAAGACAAUCAAAAUUAUGGGCCUAGUUGUGGGUUAGAUCGGGACAGACAGGAUAAAAAGGUGAUAUUUAAUUGUGCUGACUGUUCCCCUUGAAGAGAGCUGGGGUGACAAGCACUGAAUUGAUAAUCCACUUCCUGCAUGAUAGGACGCUGGCCAUUUCCAUGCAACACUGCAGUUUAAUUAUAAUUACACUUGGGGCAGUGUUUAGCUAUUUCUUGACUAACAACAUUUUGUAAUGAUUAUAAACUACUGAUCUAGUGAUAGCUAAAAUGCUGCUACCUCUGUUGCAAAAUAUAAGCAUUU